AUGAAGGCGGUCGACCGUUACUCGUUCUGCGAGUCAGUCAAUUCUCUCAUGGCGAUAAUACGUCAAUUGAGAGAAUUGGGAGAUAACGUCAACGACCCACUUCUAGAAACGCUCAUUGAGGGCAAAUUGCCUCAAUGGGCGUUACUGGAGAUUUACAACGACAAACAACACGCAGACGAUUGGAACGUGGACCAACUGUGUGCGAAGCUACAAUUGAUGGUGAAGGUGCGCGAAAACAUCAAGUGGUCACAUCCAGUCGAACGACAAAAAUCGAUUGGUCAAGACAAGGACGUGGAAUCCAGCUCCGCGUUCACGAUCACUCAGCAGCAACAACAACGAGGACCAGGUAUCGUCCUCAACAAAUACAAUAGCUCAGGUGCAUGCCCCUUCUGUGGAGGCAAGCACUGGGCAGCUCGAUGUGAGCAAUACAAUUCGGCGGAAAGCCGUACAAACAACGCAAAGCAACAGAAGCUUUGCCUACGGUGCCUGAAAAAGGACCAUAUAGCGAAAGACUGCUGGAGCAAGAUCCCGUGCUAUUAUUGCGGGAAGGCGAAUCACCAUCAGGCCUUCUGCUACGAAGCCGCGAAAACAAGUCGAUCGAGCCAUCAGCAUGCAAGCGGUGGCAGUCGAGGUGCACGACAAUCGAGACGACAACCGACAAUGGCAACCGCUGUCAGCAACAACAAUAAUAUAUCAAGUAUGCAGUUAAAUCGAGUUAACACUGCACUUUUUGGGCAACGAGAUUCUGGCGAAGACAAUUUCGCUAAGAAUCAAAUACUACUGCCGACGACGUAUGCCGACGUCAUCAAUCCAAACAAUCCUGACCAAAGAUACAAGGCAGUGGUACUGUUCGACAGCGGUAGUGACAGCACAUAUGUCACUAAAGAACUGGUACAGCAGCUCAACCUGCCAAUUAUCGGCAGAAGACCAGUUACAAUUAGCGGAUUUGGAGAAACUACAACCCAACUCGCGCAAACCGAUAUCGUCGAAGUUCAAGUGGCUCGAAACGACGGGCCAACUACAAUUCGUGCGUUAGUUGUUCCAAAACUUACGCAUAAAAUACUUACUGUGGAGUUACCCGCAAAAUUACUCACACAGAGAAGUAUUCUUUCGCUCGAAACGCAAGCAGCUCCAGUAUCGGUUCUCAUUGGUGUGGAUCAAAUGGAUCGAAUCUUGGAUUUAGCAUCCGCUACAAAACUACCAUCUGGUUUUACUCUCUUCCAAUCCCGUCUGGGAAUGAUAUUGAGUGGUAAAGGAAAAACCGAUCCAUACGACAACCCAUCGGCCGACUCUCUCACUGUGACGACGUCAAUAUCAGAAGAUCCGGUGGAGAGAUUUUGGAAACUGGAGCUAAUCGGCAUAAUGGAGAAUCCAGCAAUUACGGACGACGAAGUGGCGAUUCAAAGGCCAAUCGAUCUAAUCACUCCUGCAACAAACAUGUCACCUUCCCCAGGAUUCCGAGAUAGCAAUUCCGAAUCUGAUGAAGAAUAUAUGGAAUCAGCUAAUAAUCGAGACAUACUGGUUAGAUCUUGGACGCACUCUAAACGAUUCAUCGAACGUUUUUGGAAUGCUUGGGAGACUGAUUACUUAUUAAGUCUUCGAGAACGUACUCAAAGAAACCACAAGUCGGGAAAAAUAAUCACUCAUAGGUUGCCCCAGUUGGGGGAAGUAGUAAUCAUGCAUGAUGAAUCAAAGCCUCGCCCGCUCUGGAAAUUGGGCGUUAUCGACAAACUCAUCACGGGAACAGAUGGAAAUAUUCGAUCCGCGGAACUCAACUGUGGAACCAACAAUAAAAACCUAUCACGCCCAGUGAAUCUACUCUACCCACUGGAAAUCCAUAACGAUGACGCAGCUUUCGCACGAACACAACGUGACAAGACGCAGGCGACAAACGGUGAAAAUAGAACACCGAAAGGCAACGAAGAGAGGAAAAACUCAAAUAACCAGUAUCAAGGACCAAUAACACGAUCCAGAACGCGAGCGCUCGAAACCAGUACGACGUUGACAUCAUGUCUCUUACUAUUAGCCAUCAUUACGCAAUUUGGUGAAGCAACGAAAUGUGGGAACCCAAAAGGAGGCGUUCCAGUACGCUUCCCCGCUUACCGAAACUGUAGUGUGAUGGAACGAGGUGGUGGAAGUGUGUGGACGGAAGCAACGAUCUACACUCGAACGUAUGUCACCACUCCAGCCUACUCAUGUACGAACCACUCAAGAACGGUAUGUACUAACUCGUUUUUCCACCUUACCUUAUCCGUGACAUCGGACUAUACAAAUGUUUCUGGCAUUUCACCUCAAUUAUGUACGGAAAUAAUCCGCACAAAGAAAAUUGAUGGAAAUCAAAUGGUCUUACGAUCAAACAACCGAUGGGAAACCGACGUACCAGAAGAUUACUCCUUCGGCUGGAUCGGAACGAGAUGUCAAACGACGUCUAAUUACGUCUUACAAUAUGGCUCGGUUGCUAUCUAUGCCGAUGAUCGGCUCUUCGAAACCAACCGAAGUGUGUCAGCCGAAUGCAAAGCCAAAGAUGGUGUCUGUAUCACUGAUCAUACGCUAAUUUGGAACGUUACGAAUGCUAACGAACAAUGUCACUACAAACUGUUGGGGACCUACACAGUGUACGCUACUCCACAUUUUGUUAGCGUGAAAGGUUUGGAAGCCUCUUUCGGAUUUAAACAUUAUGUUCCUGCCUUACCUAAAUGCGAUAUACAACAAGUAUACUUACUGGAAAACGAUUUCGCAAUGGUAUUCGAGGACAAAAGUAUACGCGGAUCAUUCUCAAAAUGGAUGGCAUCUAACCCUAGAUGGGUAAGCAUAAUGAAUCGAGAACACGAAAAAGACAUUGCGGCUAGUUUCUCACCUUAUAUGAAUAAGACUAUUUUCUCAGACGAUAAGAACUCAAUACUUGGAUAUUUCUGGGAAAAGUCAAAAUCACGCUAUGACCCAAUAAACGUCAAGCUACAGUUCGUCUACAACCUUCUUCGAAGACAAAUCAAUCAGCAUUUCCCGAGAAUGGAACAAUCAAUAUGUGAGUCAAAUAAUGCCGUCAAUCUCAUAGCAAGAACUAGCCCACCUACAAUAGCAGCUAGGAUCUUGUUACAACGAACAGAUGUCGAAGCAAUUCGACUAUCAGAAGAUGCGUUACUGGUAUCGACGUGUGACAGCAAUAUCACGACCGAUUCCAAUUCGUCAUCAUCCGAUCAAACGAUAGACGAGUUUACGUUCAAGGCUAGUCCAUUGCCUAACUUGGAAAGGCAACGUAUUGAUCAAGCUCUCUCGCUCUUACAUUCAGAAAUGCAGCAAGUUAGCGCCGACGUCGGUUCAGAUACACCGACGGACGGUACAUUCGACAGUUUGAGGAAUGAGGGCGAAAAAAUCUUAUGGAUGGCUGAAGAUCGAGUCACCAAAACAGCCGAGGAAAUACAAGCUGUUCUCAAUACGAUCAGCAACCGAUACGUAAUCAUCGCGAUCAUCAUCGGAGUUACCCUGUUGGGAAUCGCAGCGCUUUUGCUGUACUUAAAGUUCACUGGAUGCCUCGGCUCGAGUAACAACGUCCGAAUCCAAUUCCCAUCCACCUCCGACAACGAACGCGUCACUGCCACAGGCAUCGAACUCAAGGAAAUGGUACGAAGCCAAGAACCAACAAAUGCAACAAUGGCGGAACAACGCCCAAUGAUAACAAAUGCAACGCCUGGGAUCCAACUCCAAAGGCCUGCAUCAAUAUUUUCACCCUUAAUAAGUCCACUAUGA
This is a messenger RNA of Anisakis simplex (herring worm), 3747 nucleotides long. The record is from the annotation of a GenBank genome assembly. Lineage: Eukaryota; Metazoa; Nematoda; Chromadorea; Rhabditida; Anisakidae.